Molecule: messenger RNA, 2282 nt
Organism: Haliotis rufescens (red abalone)
Lineage: Eukaryota; Metazoa; Mollusca; Gastropoda; Lepetellida; Haliotidae
Exons: 10
Coding region: 59-2254 (731 amino acids)
Source: RefSeq, a predicted model, not a curated record
CCUUGUAGGCGACAGACAACUGUAUGCAGUUGCUCCAUGUACGCAGUGGGUGUCGGAUAUGUUGUUGACAUGGCUGUUCGUCUGUUGGGGAGCUGUCAUAUGCCUGGGAAUACAAUCUUCUCGAAUACGCCUUAUGGAUGAACCAAGCACCUGGUGGGAGGCACAAAGCCGAUGCAAUGUGAAAGGCAGGUUGUACACACCAGGCUCAGAGGACAUUCCACUAGACCUUCUGAACCGUCUACAGCUCGGCACCUACUACUGGAUAGGUGCCAUGGAUUACUUAGCCUGGCUUUGGACAGAAGAUUUCAGUCCCCUGUACACCUAUGCUGGCUUCCUUCCCCUGGAGAGUGUGACAGCAGAAUCAAUGGUAGAAUUCCUUGAUAACUCGGUAUGGAAGUGCCAUCUUCACUGCAGCCAAGCAGAUUCAGUAGGCAUGAAGGAAACCACGUGCUACUGUCUAAAAGUAGGAUACAGCACUACAACUUCGAUGGCACCUGAGAGCACGUGUCCAGGAAACUUGGACGAAAAGUGUGGCAACGUCCAAGGGAUGUCAGUAUAUAGGCUAGAAAACAUUACCUUUGAUCAAGAGCCAGACAAGUACUGUGCUUAUGCAAUACGUCGGGGUGGGGACCACUCCAUACACAGCAGCACAUGCGAAAACAAAGGCAGAUGUCAAGCCUGCAUUGUUAGCGAUCCAAGUACACACGUCUAUGUAUAUUGCUGGAGUAAGUCCUGGUAUGAUGCCUACAGGACAUGCCACUUGGUUAAACUUAAUACAGCUGUUCAGAACGGUCUCCUUAGCCUCACGAGUACGAUAACAAGAUACUGGAUUGGCUUAUACAAAUAUACACACAGGCAAUGGAUAAACGGGGAGGACGCUUUGGAGUACGAUGAGUAUCGCGGUAGUGCGUCUUCAGACACAAAGUGCCUGAGUGUAUACAAGCAGUGGAAUGGAAGAAAGCGUUUAUACUGGAGGCCAUGUUCAGAACAAAGGAGGUUCAUAUGUGAAGAUGUAAAAAUAUCUACAGCGUCAACUACAAUGACACCAACAUCAUUACCACAACCCUCAUCAUCAGUAACCAAAUCACCCACAAUGACUCCAACAAUGUUAACACAUCCCUCAUCAUCAGCAACCAAAUCACCCACAAUGACUCCAACAAUCUUAACACAUCCCUCAUCAUCAGAAACAAAAUCACAGCCACAAGGAGGAGUUGGUACAACCGAUGGCGUCCACUCUACCGAAGUUACCACACCACUUGCAGGACGGAAAGAUGCUAUGAACUCUUCGAGCAAUCCCCAGGCAGGUGGCUUCAUAGGACUAGGUAUAGGAUGUGUGCUGCUUGUGCUGGCAAUCCUCAUUGUAGUCGUCGUGUUGAGAAGGCAAAAGAAACUGUGCUUUAAGACAAAAAGUGGGAAUCAACUAAUACACUUCACUUCAGUCACAGAAAACACCACUUAUGGAUUAGCCGUUCAGGCACAAACAGCAAAUGGAGCAUAUUCAGUCAUAACACCUCCUGACAUAGAUAGAACAUCCACGUCAUCCACGUUUCCAACGGCGAUAGUCCGACCCAAUGCUCACAAUGACAACAUCUACAUCAACACCUCUCAGAUUAAUGAUGAGGAUGAGUACAACGUGUUGUCAGAAUCCGACAACUCCAAGAAGGUUAUGCCACACGGGAAUCCCUACAAUCACCUCUCGGGACCUGACAGAGGUAACGGGUCCACAGGAGACUACGACACUGCAAACUGUGUUCCACAGGCAGGAGAGGCGACCACUGGGCUGAAAAACACGACCGCAGAUACACGACUGUCUGAUGCAGCGAGUAGUCAGAACUUAGAGGAGGGUCAGUACAAUGUGCUCGGUCAGCACGACUCUCCCAGAACAGUUGAUGCCGACGCGGGGGUGUACGACCACGUGGCAGCGGACGAGGGGGAUUGUGACACUACACAGCAGUGUAAGAAUCCCAGCAAAGUGGAUGAUACUUACAGUCACAUUCAGAGGACAAACACUGAAUGUGAAGAGGAUGCUUAUGAUGUUGCAAGUAAACGGCAACCGGAAGGAUGUUCUUAUGACACCUACGACCACGCCACUAAGGUCGAUGAGGAAGACAGAGACACGGCCGACUACUACAACACAAAGUGUCUUCAUCGAGACGAUGGGAAUCUUGAUGGACAUCCCGGAGGUGAUGGUCGGUCUGAUGAAAAUGAUCAAGAAAACGUUUACAGUCUUGCCAAGGGCAUUUCCGAUGCCUAAGUAUUGACAAAAUAAAGUUUUCAUGUUA